Messenger RNA from Hyposmocoma kahamanoa, 1628 nucleotides. RefSeq lists its product as uncharacterized. The annotation marks the transcript as partial. Gene Ontology annotation, molecular function: nucleic acid binding. Gene Ontology annotation, biological process: DNA integration. Lineage: Eukaryota; Metazoa; Arthropoda; Insecta; Lepidoptera; Cosmopterigidae. The record is from RefSeq and is a predicted model, not a curated record. The transcript has 3 exons.
CGCUCGUGAAGGUGGUAGACGGCAAGGGCACCAUGCACUCUGCUCGAAUGCUGCUCGACAACGGCAGCACGGCUAAUUUCAUUACGCAAUCGCUCUGCGGUAAGCUGGGUAAAAAUCAACCUAAGUUAUAUGAGACAAAACUGGGUUGGCUAAUAUCUGGGCACGUCGCCCGUCUUAAGUCACCGUCUUCGUCCCCCAUUUGCCAUUUUGCAAAUGAGGAACCCUAUCCAGACUUAUCACGUUUCUGGGAACUAGACACUGUCGCAGCUAAGCACUCCUUAUCUCCAGAAGAGCGUGCCUGUGAGCAGAGCUUCUUAUUGAACACCACGCGCAAUGACGACGGCGCCUUUAUAGUCACUAUGCCGCUGAAGGAGAAUCCUUCAGUCUUAGGCGAUUCAUUUCAAAUGGCAAGGAACCGUUUUCUAUCAUUGGAGCGUGGCAAAAACCUUUCAAAAAGUAUUUUCAAUAAAUGUGUGCGAUGUUUCAGACACAAGGCUGAAACUGUUCAACCUAUCAUGGGUCAGCUGCCAGUUUCUAGAACGGAGCUAGAGUUCCCAUUUUUACAUUGUAGCGUUGACUACGCCGGGCCAGUAUUGAUAGCGGACCGAAAGGGUAGAGGUUGCAAACUAAUAAAGUCUUUUUUGGCAAUCUUUAUUUGCAAUUCGGUUAAAGCCUGUCAUAUCGAACUCGUUACGGCUCUAUCUAGUGAAGCGUACAUAGCCGCCUUAAAUCGUUUUGUUUCACGUCGCGGCAAGCCUGAAAGCAUCACGUCUGACAACGGUACCAAUUUCGUUGGUACUUGUAACGAGCUAGCUCAAUUCCUCGUACAGUCGGACCUAGAAGGUCGCUUUGCUCAAGAAGGCAUCGAAUUUAAAUUCGUGCCAGCUUAUACACCCCAUUUCAAUGGCUUAGCUGAAGCAGCCGUACGUUCUACAAAACAUCACCUUAGACGCUUGUUACAAUUAACUCAUUUGACCUAUGAGGAGAUGGCUACAUGCCUCACUCAAAUAGAGGCAGUACUAAAUUCUCGUCCUCUCACCCCUCUUUCCACUGAUCCCUUAGAUUUUUCCGCUCUCACUCCUGCUCACUUUUUAAUUGGACGCUCACUUAUGUCCGUUCCUCAGCCGCAGGUUCCUGAUACGAACAUCAACCGCAUCGAGAGAUUCAGACGAAUUGAGCUGCUGAAACAACACUUUUGGAAGCGCUUUUCCUUGGAGUAUGUUACACUGCUUCAAGAAAAGACGAAAUGGCGAACUUCAACUGAGGAGCUGAAACUUGACUCUCUUGUUCUCGUCAAAGAAAAGGCGCUGCCACCACUACUGUGGUCUCUAGGACGAGUCACUCAGCUCUACCCUGGCAGCGAUGGAGUCACUAGAGUCGCGGAGUUAAAAACUAAGAGAGGCACCAUACGAAGAGCCUUUAAUAAUAUUUGCCCUCUUCCAGUUCUUUGAAGUCUUCACACUUCAACCCGGGGAGCAUGUUGCGAACCGGUCUUAUACCCGCUCGGCACGAGACGCGGGGGAGGACGACACGGCAAGCGUGACGUCACGGCGAGCGGCAGCGGCGCAGGGGCACUCGCCUUAUCGACAGCCACCGGCGACGGUCGACCCCUAUUAUUUAUUUAUUAU